Molecule: messenger RNA, 1164 nt
Organism: Papaver somniferum (opium poppy)
Lineage: Eukaryota; Viridiplantae; Streptophyta; Magnoliopsida; Ranunculales; Papaveraceae
Exons: 3
Coding region: 1-1164 (387 amino acids)
Biological process (GO): DNA integration
Molecular function (GO): nucleic acid binding
Source: RefSeq, a predicted model, not a curated record
AUGAAUGGAGUGUAUGCGUUGAAGGAGGUAACACUGGCCCAGUACCGAUCAGAGGCGCAAAGGUUACUAAAAUACUUUGCGGAUGCAACCAUAACCCAUGUUGGUCGCAACAACAACAAACACGCUGAUUGUUUGGCCACACUAGCAUCCAAAUUGCGAAGGUUUGGAAGAAACCCUGGCGGUGAAGAGGAUAUCGGUAGAAUCAACAUGGCUUUCACAAUGCAAAGACACUGGAACCGACGAUUGGCGGACUCCGAUCAUUCAAGAUCUCAACAGCUCGCUUUCUCAAGGGAAGGUCAGUCUCAAAACCCUACAGAACUUCUUUAUGCUUCACGUCCAAUGCCAUUUUAUGGCUGGGGACUUGACAUUAUUGGGAAAAUCAAUCCGCCGUCAUCGAAGCAGCACGAGUAUAUCAUAACCGCAACAGAAUAUUUCACCAAAUGGGUUGAGGCUAUUCCUCUACGAGGGACUACAGGAGCAACGAUUGCGGCUUUCAUUGAAGAAUACAUCAUUUGUCGUUUUGGUGUGCCUAAACAUAUUAUGACUGAUAACGGCACCCCCUUCGCCAACAAACAGGUACGAGAGCUGCUGGAAGAAUAUGGGAUUAAACAGGUCUUCUCCAUCAUUUACUAUCCUCAAGGAAACAUACAGGCUGAAAGCACCAACAAAAUAUUAAUUCGGAUUCUCAGUCGAAAAAUACAUGACAACCCCAGAGAGUGGCACGAACAGCUACCAAUGGCGCUAUGGGCGUAUCGGACGUCACCUAGGAGUUUCAUUGGGGUUUCUCCAUAUUCACUUGUUUACGGUGCAGACGCGAUCCUCCCAGCAGAAAUCAAGAUCCCAUCAGCCAGGAUUGCAGCAGCAAGUGGGGUCCACUGGAACGAGGUUGAAGCAUCUAACUCAAGAAUCGCUGAGUUAGACACUCUGGAUUCCAGAAGAAGCAAGGAAGAGGAGCGUACUCAGGUGUACAGAAAUAGGAUCUCCAGGGCGUAUGACAAGACUGUGAAGCCACGUGUUUUUAAAGUAGGAGAUUUAGUCUUGGAAACGUCCAAGCACAUUCAGCAAGACAUAAUGUUCGAAAAGAAAGUUGACAAUAAGGAAGCAUGGCUUAGAAGAGUCCAUCCAGCAGAUUGUAGUCCCUUGAGAGCAUCAUCUUCAGCCUAG